GAAAAAGAAAAAAGGAAAAAGAGAAGUGUGGUGGUGGUCGUCAUCAUCAUCUUCUUUCUUCUUCUUUAUGAAGUAUAAAAAUGGCGGAUCUGUGUGAGACUUUGAAGCAAAUUUUGUAAACCAAUUCAGAGAGAGAGAGAAAAAAAAUGAGAGAAGAUCAAAUCAAAUCAGAGAUGGAUUGGUUCUCAUGGCUUUCAAGAACAUCUCUACAUCCAUCUUUAGUCUACGAAUACGGCCUUGCCUUAGCCAACAACGAGCUCGAACACGAAGACAUUCUCUAUUUCAAUCAUGAAUUCCUCCAAAGCAUCGGAAUCUCCAUAGCCAAACACCGUCUAGAGAUUCUUAAGUUGGUUCAUAAAGAAAACGCUCUCCACCCUCGUCCCAUCACUCGUAUUCUCCUCGCUCUCAAGAAAACCAAACGACGGUUCGCAAAUCUCAUACGAAACUUCACUCAUCACGACGAUCAAUUAGAAGAAUCCAAAGCCCUAGUUCUUGUUCCUAAAUCAAGUUACGCCGCUAAAAUUCUGAAGAGGAACAAGACAUUUAGCGUGGGGAAAACGCAGGGGAGGUUUCUUCUUACCAAUGGAAGUCCGGAUCCUGAUGUAAAGAUCGGGCGGCGGAUUCAACACUUUUCCGGUCCGAUCUUGUACGAUGCACGGUCGGCGGCGGCGGCAGAGGAGGAGAAGAAGAAGGAGGGCGUUGAGGAAAUCAGGUGGGAUGCAAUGUUUCAGAAUUUGAGACCUACUUGAGAAUUAAAAUUCAUGGAUUUUGUUAACAAAUUAGGGUUAAUUUUGAAUGGUGAGAGAUGGGUUUUUUGUGUUAUUCUCUUCCACCAUUAGAUGGGAUUUCUUUGUUUUUUUUUUUUCUUUUUCUUUUUUGGUUUUGGGGAAGUGGUGAGUCUCUAAGGACAAGAAGAAGAGAAGCUUUAGGAAGAAGGAAGGGUUUGAUUUUUUAGAAUGAUGAUGAUCAUUGUGUUCUUUUCUUGAAGAUGAAUAUUUAAUUGAUGUAUGGGUUUAUUAGGUUAAGAGGGAUAUAAUUGAUUUUGUGUUUUCUUUAUGGUAAUGUAAUCUCUGCCAAACCCAGCUUUUGUUCUUGUGGUUUGAGGUUUCUAAUAAUCUAAUCAAUAUUACAUUUUUCUUA
Cucumis sativus (cucumber) is the source of this 1140-nucleotide messenger RNA. RefSeq lists its product as uncharacterized. The transcript has a single exon. NCBI's taxonomy places the organism in Eukaryota, Viridiplantae, Streptophyta, Magnoliopsida, Cucurbitales, Cucurbitaceae. The record is from RefSeq and is a predicted model, not a curated record. Bases 147 to 749 code for a protein of 200 amino acids.